AUGUCUUAUAAUGACCACCUUAAUUUACACGAGAACACUCCUGUUAGGAGAAACACUACAGAAAAUAAUUUAAGCUCCUGUUCCCGGAUAUUAGCACCUCUUGAGAAUCCUGAGAUUACUCGCCGUUAUACUGCUGAUGCUGCCAAUUUUGGUACUCCUGAGUGUUUUUCUGCAAUCCAAUUACCUGUUUCAAGUGGUCCGAAUUCCCCUUAUUUGAAAGAUGUUCAUGUUGAAGAGGGUGACCAGAGUAGUCUUACUGUUGCCGUUCGUGUGCGCCCUUUUAAUCAACGAGAGCUUGCUUAUCCAGAUUUAUCCUGUAUUAUUUCCAUGAAGGAUAAAGAAACUGUUGUGAAAACCGGCUCUAAUCAAUAUGUAUACAGUUAUGAUUUUUCAUUUUGGUCAUUUAACAAAGCGGACAUUCAUUUUGCCAGUCAAGAAAAUGUGUACAAAUCAUUAGCUCAGCCUUUGUUAGUGAAAGCUUUUCAAGGUUACAACACUAGUUUAUUUGCAUAUGGGCAAACUGGCAGUGGGAAAAGUUACAGUAUCAUGGGUUAUGGCAAAGAAGAAGGCAUUGUUCCAAGAUUCAGUAGAGAACUAUUUGAAAGGAUUAAAAUAGGAUCAGGAAAAAAUGAGGUGAAAAGCAGCGUGGAAAUAAGUUUUUUUGAAAUCUAUAAUGAAAAGAUUCAUGAUCUUCUUGAAUCGGUGAAGGAUAAACGAGCUAAAAAAACAGCAUUAAAAGUACGAGAACACCCAAUACUUGGGCCAUACAUUGAAGGACUUUCAACUCAUAUGGUCAAUUCUUUUGAAGAUAUACAGUGUUGGAUUAAUCUUGGGAAUAAGAAUCGUGCAACUGCUGUCACAGGAAUGAAUGAUAAAAGUAGCCGGUCUCAUUCCAUUUUUACAAUGGUGCUCACACAGACAAAGACGCAAGAAAUUGAUGGACAGAAACAUGAUCAUUCUACAACCAGCAAAAUAAAUUUGGUUGAUUUGGCUGGCAGUGAACGACAGUCAACAUCUCAAUGUUCCGCCUAUUUUUCUAAAUUAUUUUUUUUUCUUUUCUUUUCUUUUCUUUUUUUUUUCUCUUUUCUUUCUUUUCUCUUUUCUUUCUUUUUCUCUUUUCUUUCUUUUUCUUUUCUUUUCUUUUUUUUUCUCUUUCUUUUUUUUUCUCUUUUUCUUUUUUUCUCUUUUCUUUCUUUUUUUCUCUUUUCUUUCUUUUUUUCUCUUUUCUUUCUUUUUUUCUCUUUUCUUUCUUUUUUUCUCUUUUCUUUCUUUCUUUCUCUUUUCUUUCUUUCUUUCUCUUUUCUUUCUUUCUUUCUCUUUUCUUUUCUUUCUCUUUUUUUCUUUUUUUCUUUUCUUUUCUUUUCUUUUCUUUUCUUUUUCUUUUCUUUCUCUUUUCUUUUCUUUUCUUUUCUUUUCUUUUCUUUUCUUUUUCUUUUCUUUCUUUUCUUUCUCUUUUUUUAA
Molecule: messenger RNA, 1461 nt
Organism: Acanthosepion pharaonis
Lineage: Eukaryota; Metazoa; Mollusca; Cephalopoda; Sepiida; Sepiidae
Source: the annotation of a GenBank genome assembly